Molecule: messenger RNA, 1323 nt
Organism: Theileria annulata
Lineage: Eukaryota; Apicomplexa; Aconoidasida; Piroplasmida; Theileriidae
Product: tubulin alpha chain, putative
Exons: 4
Coding region: 1-1323 (440 amino acids)
Biological process (GO): microtubule cytoskeleton organization; mitotic cell cycle
Cellular component (GO): cytoplasm; microtubule
Molecular function (GO): GTP binding; structural constituent of cytoskeleton
Source: RefSeq, a predicted model, not a curated record
AUGAGAGAAAUUAUUGCAAUUCACGUAGGACAAGCCGGUGUACAACUUGGAAGCUCCGUUUGGGAGUUAUUUUGUGCUGAGCACGGAGUGAGGCCCGACGGUAGCACCGAGAUCGUUGACAAAAACAACAAGGGUGAAGAAAGUAAUGCUUUCCACACAUUCUUUUCAGAAUCCCAAUCCGGCAGACAGGUUCCCAGAUGUGUGUUUGUGGACUUGGAACCAAGUGUUAUAGACUCAGUUGAGAAAAGCAGAUUCGGAGGUUUGUACCACCCUGAGCAAUUGAUUUCCGGAAAGGAAGAUGCAGCGAACAACUUCGCAAGGGGUCAUUACACAGUAGGACGUGACAUCUACUCCCCAGUUAUGGACAGGAUCAGGAGACUCACCGACAACUGUGACAGUAUUCAGGGCUUUUUGUUCUUCUCCGCAGUUGGUGGAGGUACUGGUUCAGGUACUGGUAGUUUGUUGUUGGAGAACAUUGGCGCAGAGUUCGAAAGGAAGACCAAACUUUCCUUCUGCAUCUGGCCAUCACCUCAAGUCUCCACUGCAGUUGUAGAGCCUUACAACUCAGUGUUGACUACCCAUUCUCUUCUCGAGCACUCUGAUGUCGCUGUAGUACUUGACAACGAGGCCAUCUAUGGAAUCUGUAAGAACAACCUUGAAAUCGGGCGUCCUAACCAUGAAAACUUGAACAAGAUCAUUGCCCAAGUAAUUUCCUCACUCACGACCUCUUUGAGGUUUGACGGUGCACUCAAUGUUGACAUGGGAGAGUUCCAAACUAACCUUGUUCCCUAUCCCAGAAUUCACUUUAUGCUGUCAUCUUAUUCACCGAUAAUAAGUAAGAGGAAGGCCAAGCAUGAACAAAUGUCUGUUUCCGAAAUCACCUUUUCUGCUUUCGACCCCAAAUCCAUGAUGGCUGAGUGUGAUCCAAGAACUGGAUACUACAUGUCAUGUUGUCUUAUGUACAGGGGUGAUGUCGUACCAAAGGAUGUGAAUAAUGCAAUAGCGGCUGUGAAGAACAAGAAGACUGUGAGAUUCGUUGACUGGUCUCCCACUGGAUUUAAAUUUGGAAUUAACUAUCAGCCCCCGUGUGUUGUUCCGGGCGAUGACAUUUCCAGGCCCUCGAGGGCAGUGUGCAUGAUCAGUAACUCGACUUCAAUUGCCGAGGUUUUCACCAGGAUGGACAAGAAGUUUGACUUAAUGUACGCCAAGCGUGCUUUCGUUCACUGGUACAUUAGCGAGGGUAUGGAGGAGUGUGAGUUCCAGGAGGCCAGGGAAGACGUGGCUGCGCUUGAAAAGGACUACGAGAGCGCCGGCACCCAGUAA